AUGGUCUCGCGCCGCAUCUUUCGCGGAAACAGAGUCCUCCUCGACAACAGGCUCCAGCCCGCCACCAUCGCCGUCGACCUCACCACAGGCAGGAUCACCCAUGUCCACCGCGGCGCACAGGACAGGCAGGCCUUUGCCGACGUCGAGGACGCCAACUGGAUAGACGCAGGCGACAGAGUCAUCCUCCCGGGCCUCGUCGAUGCCCACGUCCAUCUGAACGAGCCCGGCCGCACGGACUGGGAGGGCUUCUGGACGGGCACGCGCGCCGCCGCGUCUGGGGGCGUCACCACCGUUGUGGACAUGCCGCUCAACUCCAUCCCGCCAACGACUACCGUCGCGAACCUGGAGGAGAAGCGCAACGCUGCGCGCGGGCAGUGCUGGACGGACGUUGCCUUUUGGGGUGGAGUCAUCCCUGGGAAUCAGUCGCAUCUCAAGCCGUUGAUUGACGCGGGCGUAAGGGGCUUCAAGUGUUUCCUCAUCGAGAGCGGCGUCGAGGAGUUUCCAUGCGUCACCGAGAACGAUUUGCAAUCUGCCAUGGAAGAACUGAAGAACACGUCCACCGUGCUCUGCUUCCACGCCGAGCUGGACAGAUCCGUGCACACUUCCGGGUCGCCAGAGCCUGCCGAUCCCACCCUCUACAGCACCUUUCUCGAGUCACGGCCGCAACAACUCGAAAUCGACGCCAUCUCGCUCAUCACCACCCUCCACCGCAAAUACCCCGCGCUCCGGCUGCACAUCGUGCAUCUCUCCGCCGCGCUCGCGCUGCCGCUCAUCCGCGCGGCCAAGACGUCCGGGCUCCCGCUCACCGUCGAGACAUGCUUCCACUACCUCUCGCUCUCGGCGGCGCAGAUCCCGCGGGGGCGUCCGGAAUUCAAGUGCUGCCCGCCGAUCCGCGAGGAGGGCAACCGCGAGGAGCUGUGGGAGGCGCUCGCGGACGGGACGAUCGAUUGCGUGGUGAGCGAUCACAGCCCGUGCGUCGCGUCGCUGAAGAGGAUGGACGAGGGUGACUUUAUGGGCGCGUGGGGAGGGAUCAGUACGCUUGGGCUGGGGCUGAGCUUGUUGUGGACGGAGGGGAGUAGGCGUGGGCUUGAGAUUGAGAGGGUUGCGGAGUGGGUGUGUGCCAAGACCGCGAGGCAUGCGGGGCUUGAGCAUCGCAAGGGGCACUUGAAGGUCGGAUACGACGCGGACUUGAUUAUUUGGGACCCGAAAGUGGAGUUUGAGGUGACGAAGGAGCUGCUGAACUUCAAGAACAAGAUGACGCCGUACGAGGGCUUGACCCUGCGCGGGCGUGUCGAGAAAACCUACCUCGGGGGAACGCUCAUAUACGACCAUUUUGCCGGAGGGUUCGAGGGGUUGAUACCAAGCGGGAAGCUGCUGUGA
This is a messenger RNA of Laetiporus sulphureus 93-53, 1380 nucleotides long. RefSeq names its product allantoinase. The transcript is spliced from 6 exons. Gene Ontology annotation, cellular component: cytoplasm. Gene Ontology annotation, molecular function: cobalt ion binding; allantoinase activity; zinc ion binding. Lineage: Eukaryota; Fungi; Basidiomycota; Agaricomycetes; Polyporales; Laetiporaceae. The coding region runs from base 1 to 1380 and encodes 459 amino acids. Gene Ontology annotation, biological process: allantoin catabolic process; purine nucleobase catabolic process. The record is from RefSeq and is a predicted model, not a curated record.